Messenger RNA from Gongylonema pulchrum, 831 nucleotides. The record is from the annotation of a GenBank genome assembly. Lineage: Eukaryota; Metazoa; Nematoda; Chromadorea; Rhabditida; Gongylonematidae.
AUGGACGAUUCGGAUGACAUCAUAUGCCUGGAGGAAAUCGACAGGAAGACGACGACUGAAAGCAGCGAUGCGAGGUUGCCGUUAGGCGCGCAUCGCAUCAGUGCUGAAUUAGGUCGUUCGUUUUCACAGCAAGAAUUUCCAGCUUGCAGUAGCGAUGCAGCCACCGAGAGCCAUACAUCCCUAUCACAGAUACCCUGUACUUCGGAUGAGGUGAUUAAUGAAAACGAGUGCAAAAAGCGUGCAAAAACUCGAGUGCCGCCUUCAUUGCUGGAUGAAUUUUUUGGCGUUUACUGCUUGAUCAGCCGAAGUCCGAACAAAUAUUUCAAGAAUCGUUGUUACAUUGGAUAUACAGUGAAUCCGAAUCGCCGGAUUCGCCAACAUAACGCCGGGAAAGAAUUUGGAGGCGCCAAGAAAACAGACCACAGAGGACCAUGGGAUAUGGUCUGCAUUAUACAUGGAUUCCCCAAUAAUGUAUCCGCUCUACGUUUCGAAUGGGCCUGGCAAAAUCCGGAAAAAUCACGACGGCUGCGAGCUUUGAAUCUGAAGAAAAAACCAAAGGAAUCAGCUUUCCAGUUUCGCUUACGCAUUGCCUGUCACAUGCUCAGCAGCGAUCCGUGGCGACGGCUUUCUCUAACAUUUCGAUGGCUUUUACCAGUAAAUAUUUGUAACUUCAUUUUCAUCGAAGUAUGGGCGUUAGGCCGACCCACUACCCUUGAAGUAUUAUGGAUGUGUUGGAAAUCCAAACAUUACACAGAGAUUAUGGAUGUGUUGGGAAUCCAAGCAAACAUUACACAGAGAUAUGUAAUACGAAACGGUACCAGUACAAAAUAA